CCUCUAAAUUGUUCACAACUUAAAAUAAUUGACUUCAAUAAUGUCUGCUGUUGUGCCUAAAAAGCCACGCUUGUAAAUUCAAAGUAGUUCACUCCUUCAUCUGCUCUGUUUGUCACCAUGACUCUACACAUAGACCACAGCACCAUGAAAACUGUCAUAGAUUACACAUAUUUUUCAGACCUCACACUUAACAUCACCAAGCUACGAGGGCGGCGGACAGGAAGUAUAGAUAUAUUGAAUAACUGCUGCAGAGUUUGAGUAAUGGGAAGGAAACACGCAAGCUGUUCUGAAGAAGAAGAAGAAGAAGAAUACCCGAAACUUCUCUUUUUUCACAAGCUAGAAGGCUUCCUGGUUAUAGUUGUUCAGUAGGUCGAGAUGAGGAUGGGACACGCUUGGCUUUACGUGCUAUUCUUGUUCAGUUCAGUCAUCAGAGGAUUCGCCCAAGAUCAACUCUCUGUGUCUCCAUCAUGGCUGAGUCCUGGAGCCUCAGUGACUCUGAUCUGUGAGGUUGAACAUCCACCUGCAGGAACCAGGUUCUUCUGGUACAAAGCUGUUUAUGAUCCAUCAACCAGAUCCUACAGCUAUGAGCUGCUGCCUGGCAGCUCUGAUGGGACUGAUGAGAAUUUCUACAUUGUUCAUGGACUCACUAGCACAGCAGGUUAUGUGUGUAAAGCAGGAAAUGGAAAACCAAAAUACAGAGAUCCAAGUUUUGUCUGGUCAGCAGAUCCUCGUCCAGCAGCUUCUCUCUCAGUGAAUCCUGACAGAGUUCAACACUUCAAAUCUGACUUUGUGUCUGUGAGCUGUGAGGGAAACUCUCCUGAGUGGAGAGUGUUGAGGUUAACAGAAACAGGACAACUGUCAGCCUGCUCCACCUGGGGGACAAUGACUGGAUCUACAUGUACCUUCAAGAUAAACUUGUCUGUUAGUAGAGUUUACUGGUGUGAGUCUGGAUCAGGAGAGUUCAGCAAUGCAGUGAACAUCACUGUACAUGACAGUCUUUUGAAUAAUACAAUCCUGGUGAGCCCUGUUCAUCCUGUGACUGAAGGAGAUCCUGUUACUCUGAGCUGCAGAGAUAAAAAACAAAAUCUUCUCUCCAAUGUAUUUUUCUAUCACAAUAAUAAACUCAUCAACAAUGGCAGUAGAGGGGAGCUGAAGAUCUCUGCAGUGUCAAAGUCAGAUGAAGGUUUCUACAAAUGUCAACAUUCAAGAGAGGAGUCACUACAGAGCUGGAUGUCUGUUAGAGUUACUGUGCCCAGUCCUGCCAGCUCUUCAUUUCCUGUGAUGUUGAUCGUUGGACCAGUUGUUGGAGUCGUUCUCUUUAUUCUCAUUAUUCUCCUGCUGACAUGGUGGCGAUACAGUCAGUCCAGAAAUUCAUGGUGCAUCAGGUCAGAGGGCAGCAGUCAGAGCUCCUCCACAAAUCAAGGACUCAACCAGAGAGAGAGUCAAGUUUACAACUCUCUGCUACACGGUGAUACUUCUGAGUAUGAGACAAUCCAGUCAGACUCUAACAAUAGGAGGCCUGGUAAUCCAGAGGACGAUCAUGUUUACAUAAAUAUGAACAACAGAAAACACAGAAUCCAUUGAAUGCUAAAAGAAUCACUGUAGUGAAAAGAAAACAAAAAGGAAAGUGGAGUCCUGCUGCAGUUUAUUCUGAAAUCAGAUCAAGAAAGUUUACAAAAUUGCAUUUUAACUUUCUAUUGGUUCAGAUUGAACUGAAUUGAGUUUUUUAUUAUUGCAACAUAAGAAAAAAUCCCACAUCCUCAAAUGUUUCUAACAAAAGUCUGUGGAUGAAGAUGAGCUAGUCAACAUUUUAUGAAACUGAUGCAAGUAGCUCUGGAAUACAAACACAAAUAUGUACAGAAAUUGGAACAGAUACAAUUUAAAGUUUUGUCUGGACUGAAAUCACUUGGCUCAGGUUUUAUUUUAACAUAACAGCAUGUCCUUUAAAAAUGCAGCACUUCUCAUGUUUAUUGUUCAAGAAAAUUCAUUUCUAUGUUUGGUGUAAAGAUAUAUUAUUAGCUCUGUUUAUUCUAUUUGCAUGCAGAAAAACACAUAUUACUUAGAUGUAAAAAUAUUUGUGUGUAUUUUUAUUUUUGACCAUCUUUAACUCCAUACUUACAAUUAUUAUUAAUUACAAACUCACUGGAUGCAUGAUUUUGAAAUGUGAAAUGCAAAAACAUACACAAACAACAACUUAAGAAAGCCAUGACACUUUGAUAUUUUCCAUUUUAUUACACCUGGCAUACAUGUAAGGAGUCAUCAUGCUAAAUAAAAGUAUGUAAACAUGUUUA
Messenger RNA from Xiphophorus hellerii (green swordtail), 2291 nucleotides. RefSeq lists its product as uncharacterized. Bases 376 to 1584 code for a protein of 402 amino acids. The record is from RefSeq and is a predicted model, not a curated record. The transcript is spliced from 12 exons. Gene Ontology annotation, biological process: immune response; cell surface receptor signaling pathway. Gene Ontology annotation, cellular component: external side of plasma membrane. Gene Ontology annotation, molecular function: transmembrane signaling receptor activity. NCBI's taxonomy places the organism in Eukaryota, Metazoa, Chordata, Actinopteri, Cyprinodontiformes, Poeciliidae.